Fonsecaea multimorphosa CBS 102226 is the source of this 312-nucleotide messenger RNA. RefSeq lists its product as uncharacterized. Gene Ontology annotation, molecular function: endopeptidase inhibitor activity. Bases 1 to 312 code for a protein of 103 amino acids. The transcript has 2 exons. NCBI's taxonomy places the organism in Eukaryota, Fungi, Ascomycota, Eurotiomycetes, Chaetothyriales, Herpotrichiellaceae. Gene Ontology annotation, biological process: vacuole fusion, non-autophagic. The record is from RefSeq and is a predicted model, not a curated record.
AUGCGUCUGCCGACCUCCAUCGUCUUCCUGUUUGUCUUAUUCGUUGCGGUCUUCGCCCUGCCACCAGUGCAGAAACCCGUUGUGGUAUCAUUCCCAGACAACACUCCAUCAUCAAUCAUCGACAAGGCUAUCGCAGAGAUCGAGAAGGACGGGGGAAUCAUAACGCAUGAGUAUUCCUUGAUCAAAGGUUUCGCAGCCAAAGUUUCUGAAGUCACGCUCGACAAAAUCAGCGCACUGGCCGAAGCGUACGCGCCGUAUAUCGAGGAUGACUACGUGGUCAAAAUUGACGGCUCGACAAGUGCCGCUCAAUAA